Molecule: messenger RNA, 1341 nt
Organism: Xenopus tropicalis (tropical clawed frog)
Lineage: Eukaryota; Metazoa; Chordata; Amphibia; Anura; Pipidae
Product: von Willebrand factor C and EGF domain-containing protein-like
Exons: 8
Coding region: 323-1255 (310 amino acids)
Cellular component (GO): extracellular region
Molecular function (GO): calcium ion binding
Source: RefSeq, a predicted model, not a curated record
GCUAGAAUGGGCAGAAAUUCCCCCUCCAGUCGUGGUAAUGGGGUUAAGACCCCCAGCAUUACAUCUGCUGGAGUGCAGGGCACAAAGUGGCUAGGUAAGUAGAUCAAAUCACCGCGAGUUAAGGAGGCCGGAUCUGAGGGUGCCUAGAAGUUAAGGAGUAUUUGCCCUGCUGUGUGUAAUUGUAUGCCACUCCUGGAGAGGUCCUACCCAAAUAAACAGCAUUCAUCUAUUUCAUUACAAUUCGUGUGUAUCUGGCUCAUUCCUGCACUGGGAUCACCUACCCGCCGCUCCUUCCCCUUGUGGAGAAUACGGCUGUGAAUUAAUGUGCAAUGAUGGCGGCUGUGAGCACGUAUCAUGGGUGUGUCCUGUUGGAUUCCGAAUGCCAGAGACUCUAAAUGGAGUGACCUGCACAGAUAUUGAUGAAUGUGAGGCCUCUUCAUGUGAAGGAACCUGCAUAAAUACAGAGGGAGGAUUCGUGUGUGACUGUGGGCCAGGCAUGAAGCUAUCUACUGACAGGACGAGCUGCUACGACAUAAAUGAAUGUCGGAGGCCAGGAACAUCCCAUCUUUGCAAACACUUCUGCCACAAUACUCAUGGAAGUUUCUUCUGUUCUUGCCGGGCUGGGUUUCUGCUUGAUCCAGAUAAGGUGUCAUGUAUUGAUGUGGAUGAGUGUUUAGACUAUGCCACCUUAUGCCCUCUGGGAAGCUGUGUGAACACACUGGGGUCCUAUUUCUGUGCAGAGAUUCCAGCGGGAUUGCAGACCACAGGCCUCCCUUGGGAAACACAGGCAGCACAUGGGAACUGGAUGCCAUUCCAGCCAACAUCAGUAAUGCCCCAGACAUCUGAGUCACUGACUACUGGUGGCCCUCGCCCUCUCAGGACCAGCACUGAGUUAGCACAAGGGAUUUUCUGCACAACUACUACCUCAGCACCACAAAGCACUUUGGCAAACGCAAACAUCAUACCACAUCCACAGCACCUCAGAAUUGGCCACCCUCCACUAGCUCAGAAAGCCUCUGGAAUUUCCCAUAUGCCUCUGAAAGAAAACAUGAUAGCCCAAUCAGGUACCACCACUGUAUCAUUCACUAACGUGCCAGAUUCCCACUGCUGGCAUAACAAGGAGCUGCAUUUAAGUGGUGCUACAUGGGCAGAACUGAGAUGUACUGACUGCACUUGCCAGGAUGGAAAUGUACCUUGUGAAAAAAGGAUAUGCACCCCAAACAGUUCACACCCCGUCAUGUAUCUUGACAGCUGACGGAUGCCUUUUUGAGGGAGUUUCUGGGGUAGAUGGAGAGCUUUUCCCAAAUUCUCCAGACAAUUGCACAAUCUGCAUCUGCCUGG